Ficedula albicollis (Collared flycatcher) is the source of this 2421-nucleotide messenger RNA. It is a transcript of the gene EOMES, whose product is annotated as eomesodermin. The transcript is spliced from 6 exons. Gene Ontology annotation, biological process: regulation of transcription by RNA polymerase II; positive regulation of DNA-templated transcription; CD8-positive, alpha-beta T cell differentiation involved in immune response. Lineage: Eukaryota; Metazoa; Chordata; Aves; Passeriformes; Muscicapidae. Gene Ontology annotation, cellular component: nucleus. The record is from RefSeq and is a predicted model, not a curated record. The coding region runs from base 46 to 1368 and encodes 440 amino acids. Gene Ontology annotation, molecular function: DNA-binding transcription factor activity, RNA polymerase II-specific; RNA polymerase II cis-regulatory region sequence-specific DNA binding.
UGCGGCGGGCUCGGGGCGCUGGGGGUGCCAGCCGCCGGCCCGGGGAUGCGAGCGCAGGUUUUCCUCUGCAACCGGCCCCUCUGGCUCAAGUUCCACCGGCAUCAGACGGAGAUGAUCAUCACCAAGCAGGGCCGGAGAAUGUUUCCCUUCCUGAGCUUCAACAUCACCGGCCUCAACCCCACGGCCCACUACAACGUCUUCGUGGAGGUGGUGUUGGCGGACCCCAACCACUGGCGUUUCCAGGGGGGCAAGUGGGUGACCUGCGGCAAAGCCGACAACAACAUGCAAGGUAACAAGGUCUACGUUCACCCUGAGUCGCCCAACACCGGGGCUCACUGGAUGAGACAGGAGAUUUCAUUCGGGAAGCUGAAGCUCACGAACAAUAAAGGUGCUAACAACAACAACGCGCAGAUGAUAGUACUUCAGUCCCUACACAAAUACCAGCCCCGACUUCACAUUGUGGAAGUGACAGAAGAUGGUGUUGAAGAUCUGAACGAUUCCUCAAAGACACAAACAUUUAUUUUCCCUGAAACGCAGUUCAUAGCAGUUACAGCAUAUCAAAACACUGAUAUUACACAGCUCAAAAUUGACCAUAAUCCUUUCGCAAAAGGCUUCAGAGACAACUAUGACUCCAUGUACACAGCUUCCGAAAAUGACAGGUUAACUCCAUCUCCCACGGAUUCUCCUAGAUCCCACCAGAUCGUCCCUGGUGCCCGAUACAGUGUGCAGCCGUUCUUCCAGGAACAGUUUGUCAACAACCUGCCCCCAGCCAGGUUUUACAACGGCGAGAGAACCGUGCCUCAGACAAACGGCCUGCUGUCCCCGCAGCAGAACGAGGAGGUGGCCAGCUCUCCCCAGCGCUGGUUUGUGACACCCGUGCAGCAGCCCAGUGCCAACAAACUGGACAUGAACUCCUAUGAGACGGAAUAUUCUCACAGUACCUUGCUCCCUUACGGCAUUAAAUCCCUCCCCCUUCAGACGUCCCACGCUCUGGGCUACUACCCCGACCCGACGUUUCCAUCCAUGGCAGGCUGGGGGAGCAGGGGCUCUUACCAGCGAAAAAUGGCCACAGGACUAACUUGGCCCUCGAGAACAAGUCCUCCGGGAUUCACCGAAGACCAGCUUUCCAAGGACAAGGUGAAAGAAGAAAUGGGCUCGUCCUGGAUAGAGACUCCACCCUCUAUCAAGUCUCUAGAUUCAAAUGAUUCUGGGGUCUACACAGGUGCUUGUAAGAGAAGACGGCUUUCCCCUAGCACUUCCAGCAACGAGAAUUCCCCGACGAUGAAAUGUGAGGACAUUAACGCUGAGGACUACAGCAAAGACACUUCAAAAGGCAUGGGCUACUAUGCAUUCUAUGCUAGUUCUUAAAGCAUCUUUUUUAUUCCAAUUGGCUGAAAAUUUUUUUUCAGGGUGGCCUUGGGUUUUUUUUGCAUUACAAUUGCCAAAAAGACUCUUGCCUUCCACCUUGAGUUGUUGUGUGCAAUUCUAAAGAAGGUGCCAAAGCUUUUUGACUGUUGCAGGUAACAAAGUAGGGAAAGAGCAAACCAUGGGAGAAUUCUUCCCCUUGUUUAGAAGGAAGGGGGACUGAAAGGAGGAUUCUAGUGUCUAAAUGUGGCAUAUUUAUUGGAGACACUGAAGUGUGUAUGGUUUGGGUUGGCUCAGAGGCUUGAUCAAAUCUAUGCACUCCUGAGCAAGGUAAGAGGGGUUGGGAUCCCAAAUUUAAUUUUCUUCCCUGCUUGAUAAAGGGGAACUGGGUUGCAGGGAACUGCACAAAUGCUAUGUUCUGCUUUAGACUGACCUGGUUUAUUCAACCCAUCCACAACAGUUGGCUGAGUUGAAUAUUGCUCAGCUACAGCAUUUUUUUUUUUUUGGCAGAAAAUGCCAAAAAUAAGGCCUGCUUGCCAGGCAGGAUUUUGACUUGAAGGUCUUGUUGCCAACGACAGGAUUCCAAUGACCAAAUUUGACUUUUCUUAGCUUAGAACUUGCAUUAAAAAACCCUUGCCUCCAUCCCAAAAGCCUAACCUUUACUGAGGUGUCCAAAAAUAAAGUGUACAGUUGUGUUUUGUCUAGGUACACUGUAGAAUAUUGUGGAAUAAUGUAUAAAUAGUUGACCUAUAGCUGUUCAGUUGGAAGGGCAUCUGGUGGUGUUUUAAAGUUAAAAAGGCAUUUUUUGGUUAAUAAAACUUAGCAUACGAAGCAUUGCAAAAGGAGAUUUCUAUUUAUGUGUACGUAAAGUGACUUUUUCAGCUGCCCUGUAUGAAACUGGAAGUGAUGUGACUUGACCCAUUCUUGCCUCUACUUUCAGCCGUUUUAAACUGAUCAGCCCCAGAGCAACUGGCCCACAAUCUUUUUCCCUGCCCAAGAAACUUGUUCCUAUUUUGUUUUUUUCUAUGUACAUAGUAAUAAUUUUUAAUAAAUGUG